Phaeodactylum tricornutum CCAP 1055/1 is the source of this 2075-nucleotide messenger RNA. RefSeq lists its product with no specific name. The transcript has a single exon. NCBI's taxonomy places the organism in Eukaryota, Bacillariophyta, Bacillariophyceae, Surirellales, Neidiaceae. The record is from RefSeq and is a predicted model, not a curated record. Bases 192 to 2075 code for a protein of 627 amino acids.
CCCGUGGCAACCAGCACAAUGGCGGCGACUCGACUGACUGGCAUUUACCGACGUUCAGUGAUUGCUUUGCUUCCAGCUCAUCCGUCGUGUAACAUUCGUGGCAGGAAUUGUAUCUAUGCUGGUCUCCGCGUGUUGCUUCUCGUAUCUUGACUAGAGCCAUUGACGACGCUCACAGUCAGUGCGAUACUACAAUGCGACGACAGUCGCUUGUCGUGGGUGUCGUCGUUGCGCUGCAACCCAAUCCAAUCUUGGCCUUUUCUACCAGCAGAUCGCCGACUCUGAAGCGUGAACACCCGCGUUGGGUCAAUAACCAGAAACGACCCCCGUCAGUUUUGUCCGCCGUCUCGCCGAUAGAUACCUUGGUGGAUUCCUGGAAGGCACUUUGGGAAAAGCCAACGGCCGCCGUUUCCUUGCCCAAGAAACACCCGGCACAGACAGUGCAAAAUUUUAUUAGCGCCUACAAUGAAAGAGAUUACAACACGCUCGAGAAUAUGGUCGACCCAGACAUUGAAUUUGACGACACGGCUUACCCAAAACCGUGUCGAGGGCUGCCCGAACUUGAGCGUCGGUGGCGCUUGACCCGGAAUGCUCAAGGAGACAAGCGCAUACAAGUCGCGGUCGAUGACAUUGCCUCUUCUACGACCACUGUAGGUAUUCGUUUUCAUUUGGAAAAUGUCGAAGGCGAGAUUCCCAACGGUCGGGGAGCUGCCUUUUUCCAACUUUCCAACGACGGUCUACUGGUUAAAAAGGUGUUUUGGGUACAAGAAUCGGCUCAGAAAGGGGGAGAGGCCAGUCUGCAAACCCUCAAUCGCGCCAGCAAAGUUAUGAAAUUGACUGGCUAUAACAAGGCCACCGCCACAUCUACCGCCACGAAGGAGGCGUCCGAAAUGAUCGAAACCUCAUUCUUGUCUCUACCAGAGAAGUAUUUUGCGGCUUGGAAUCGUCGAGACAUGAGCAGUGCGGUUGCCUUGUUUGCGGAUACCGUCACGUAUGAUGAUACGGCCUUUCCGGAACCAUUUAGCGGCAAAACAAAUUUAUCAUCGCAUCUUUAUAAAUGCUCCAACGCGUUCCCUUCCACUUUUACCUUUCAAGUCGACAAGGUGGCCGACGCUGGAGACCGGAUCUCUGUGUUAUGGCACGUAGAAAACGACGGGGAUGAUUUACCUUUUACGAGGGGAUGCUCCUUUUACAACGUUGAUACUAAACGAAACGAAAUACUGGACGGCAUUGAUUUUGUUGAACCCGGGCCGAUUAAACUCGGAGGAUUCCGUUUGCUGGUGUCGACGGUCAGAACUAACCUUGAACGUGAACCGGCUCGAUACGUACCACUGAUAUCCUGGAUUGCCUACAUCUAUAUUGUAUUCUUCUCAAACGGGAUCCUGCCGGGUGCGAAUGCGCUAGAGCUUGAACAACGAACUUGGGAAGAGGUUCGUGAUUUGUCGCUCAACUUUUUCCUCGUUUCACCACUUCUCCAAUUAUCCUUCUCUCCAACGGUGCAUCCUAUGCUAGAAGGCGUUUUCAAUUUGCUCCUGUCUUGGGCGGCCAUGUUUGCCGGUUUCUUGAGCGACGACCGUCGAGAGAAGCCCAAUGUCGCCCCAAUGCUUCCAAUCGUCAUCGGUAUGCAGUUUCUGACAUCGGCGUUUCUAAUGCCAUAUCUAGUGCUCCGGUCGACCGAAGAAAGCACACUCGUGGCAAAGGACGCCCUUCCGAAAGUGGCUCAAUUGGCAGAGGCGCGGGCGCUGGCGCCCUUCUUGGCGUCGGUAGGAACUGGUUCCAUCGUAUGGGGACUAGUAGGACGAAUGGCAGAUUUUGGGGACUUGUCGACUCGCUGGUCCAGUUUUAUCGAUCUGCUGAGUAUUGACCGCGUAGGCUCGAGCUUUGUCGUUGAUCUAGCAUUGUUUUGGCUUUUUCAAUCAUUUUUGAUUGACGAUGACCUUAAGCGGAGGGGCAUAGAUCCAGAAACUAGCGAACUUCCGGUCUUUCUGGGAAAGUAUGUUCCGUUCUUUGGCAUGGCACUCUACCUUGCGAUGCGACCACCACUUCCUCUGAAUAUACAGAACUCGCAAAAUGACUAG